GAGCAGGAGUAUGAGCCAAGGGUUAAGGACGUGAGUGCUACCCCUAUAUCCUACUAUGUUCUCUUCCUUGCCUUGCCUACCUUGCCUUAGCUACCUUUUCCACCUUUUUUCACUCGCCCCUCACCACACGCACCGCCCUCACUCCCCCAUCCGCACCACCCAAUCGGACGCACGCGGGGACCCGACACGACACGCACCACGCAACAAGGAACAAAUAGCUAACCAAACCCGCGCAACAGGCACGCCACCCCCACCCCCACACGCACGCACAAACGCAAGCGCAUGCGCAUAACUCAACCACGACGGCCUC
Molecule: messenger RNA, 310 nt
Organism: Aplosporella prunicola CBS 121167
Lineage: Eukaryota; Fungi; Ascomycota; Dothideomycetes; Botryosphaeriales; Aplosporellaceae
Exons: 1
Coding region: 56-292 (78 amino acids)
Source: RefSeq, a predicted model, not a curated record